Messenger RNA from Coffea eugenioides, 1732 nucleotides. RefSeq lists its product as uncharacterized. The transcript is spliced from 9 exons. The coding region runs from base 79 to 1662 and encodes 527 amino acids. Lineage: Eukaryota; Viridiplantae; Streptophyta; Magnoliopsida; Gentianales; Rubiaceae. The record is from RefSeq and is a predicted model, not a curated record.
CAUUCAUUUCUUGCUCCUUGUCUACUUUAUGGUUUCUAUGUUUUGGUAUCCAUUGCCAAUUUAUGAGGCUUCUGAAUUAUGAAAUUUGAAGACUUACUAAUGCAGCCAAGUGAAGACAAGCAAAAAAUACAAGACCUCGAAGACGAGGUAGAGAAACUGCAGCAAGAGCUGGACGGGGAACUACAACUGCAGAGAGUUCUGCAAUGCGCCUUGCAACAACCAAUUCAUUCCUGCCAAUGUCUUUCUUCCUUGCUUCCGCCAAAGGUUCACGUGCUGCUCAAAGAACUGGCAAUGAUUGAAGAAGAAAUUAUUUGGCUGGAGAGAAAGGUUGAUGAGCUUAAGCUAAACCUGUACCAAGAAAAGAAGCAGACCCAGGAAUGGGAAAUGCUGCGAUUCAAAGAACUGCCGCCUCGAUGUGCUCCGUCGAAUAAUAAGGAAUUGAUUUCCAAGCAGAAAAGUCGAACAGAUUAUCCGCAAAAUAGAAAACCUAGAAUCCUUCAGGAAAGAAGAACCUCCGUCGGUUCUUCCAUUGACUUCCGAAGCUCAUCUUUCUUCGGGUCUAGUGAAAUAUUAGAUCAGAAGUCAAGAUGUUCAAGUUCAAGAAGUUGGGAAAGUCACAUCCCAUUAGAUAUAGAAAUAGAAAUCGACUUUGAGAAGCCAAACAAGCUGUCUGAAGAACUGAUCAAGUGCAUGAUAGGCAUAUAUCUCGAGAUGAAACAGGCAUCAUUUGAGAUGAAAGGAUCAGCCAUUGUUCCAAAGUGUAGCUUAUCCUCCAUGAAACCAAGAGGCCUCAUGUCAAAAACAUCAUUCAGUUGCACUGUAUCCCCAUUUUCCUGGGAUUCUGACAAAUCAAAUAUUGAUCCAUACCGCAUCCUGCAAGACUUAGAUGGCAGCAUCCGAGACAUUGGACCUUACAAGGAUUUUGUCCAGAUUACACGAAAUUCAGUUGACAAAAGCUAUUUAUCCGAAUGUCAUCCAGCAAUGAGAAAAUUGCGGGUUUUGAUGCAUAAACUCAGUAAUGUGGACCUGUCAUACUUGACCUACAAACAGAAGCUAGCUUUCUGGAUAAACGUUUACAAUGCGUGCAUCAUGCAUGCAUUUCUGCAACUCGGUUUUCCUUCUAGCCAGGACAAAUUACUCACAGCCAUGAACGAGGCUGUGAUAAUAGUUGGAGGAAUCGUAUUGAAUGCCCUUGCUAUCGAGCACUUCAUCCUUCGUCAUCCUACGGAGCAAAAACAAGGGCUGACACGUGAGAAAGAAAUGCUCCUCAGACAUGCAUAUGGUCUUGGAUAUCCAGAACCCAACGUUACAUUUGCUCUUUGCCGAGGCUGCUGGUCUUCCCCGGCGUUAAGGGUUUAUACACCAGACGAGGUAGUGAAUGAACUAGAGAGGGCAAAAGUCGAGUAUUUGGAAGCAGCUGUGGGAGUUACAGGCAAGAAAAGAAUUAUCGUGCCCAAACUAAUGCAGUGGCACAUGAGAGACUUUGCGGACAACAUGGAAUCGCUACUGGAGUGGAUAUACAGCCAAUUGCCACAAUCAGGGUCACUCAAAAGGUUGAUAAUGGAGUGCCUAAACAGUGAUAAAAAAUCUCCCAUCGCAAAAAUAAUGGAUAGUCAACCUUACAAUUUCGAAUUCCGUUAUAUCCUCUCUCCUUAUGAGUGAAAGCUGAAGAGGUACAGAUGUAAAGCAGCAAUACAAACAGAACAAAAGGAAGCCCAUUUUUCAUCCUCAA